GCGUGGCACUAUGCUACAAACGCAGUGGUUGCGUGUGAUACGCAGUUGUUGCUGGCAUCCUUGGGUGUUGAUAAUCUGGUUUUGCCUAAUGAUAAACUAAAGCAGAAGGACUUCCGGGUUGGGUGGACUGAGCGUUCGANCGAGGCGAUGAUGCGCCACCUGGACAAUGCCGGGUGUCGAACUGGACACUUGUAUCGUCAGGAAGCUAUGGCCAGUUAUACCAGUCAGGAGGAUGAUGCGCAAAUUCCACCAGCAGCUUCUCCGAUUACCGCCACAAUGGCUUACUUCUAUGAUGAUGGCGUUCUGUCUGGAGAUGAAACUGAAACACAAAGACCCUCAACCUUACGCCGUGAUUGGUCUCAAAAGCAAUGGUUCAAUACACCGAAUAAGUAUACCAAAGAAGUAACUAAACCGAGGGCCAGCAACAGGCACAGCCUCCGCCUGUGCGCCGUACAACACGUUCGCUCCCCAAGGAUCCAAUCACAAGGAGAUCGUGAUCAACAGCGAAAGGUGAAGUCGAAAUAUUACCACGAUACGAAUACUGCUAUACCGCAGUCGCGUUUGCUCGAUGGCCUAACAGACGAGGGUCUUGUCAAAGUUUUGGGUCCUCGGGGAACCGUUCUGGUUACCCAAUGUGCUGUCACAGAUAUGCCAGUGGCUGCUGCAAGUAAAGCCAUAAUUCAAAGAGAUGUUCGCAAUGCUGCAGUCAUAUACGACGGCUUUUAUUCUCACCAAAACCCCUUCGAGAAAAUCACUGACGAAGAACUUGAAAUGUAUCGUAGGGAAAUUGAACUGAAAUCAAAUCCGGACGUCGUGGCAUGUUUGCUGCCGAUGGCACCUAUACGCCAGCACAGUAUCCGCCAAUCGGAGAUAGCUUGGCAGUAG
Echinostoma caproni is the source of this 885-nucleotide messenger RNA. Lineage: Eukaryota; Metazoa; Platyhelminthes; Trematoda; Plagiorchiida; Echinostomatidae. The record is from the annotation of a GenBank genome assembly.